Molecule: messenger RNA, 4432 nt
Organism: Amborella trichopoda
Lineage: Eukaryota; Viridiplantae; Streptophyta; Magnoliopsida; Amborellales; Amborellaceae
Product: RING/FYVE/PHD zinc finger superfamily protein
Biological process (GO): regulation of DNA-templated transcription
Cellular component (GO): nucleus
Molecular function (GO): histone binding; chromatin DNA binding
Source: RefSeq, a predicted model, not a curated record
GAGAGGGAGGGCGAAUGGGAGGGAAGAGGGAGCCGAAAAAUUUUGCAGGUUCAAAAGGGCAGCACUCUCCGCCCAAAGCACAAAAGCCAUGUAACAGGUGGACUUUCAUAUUUCUCUCUCCCCUUUGAAGCUCCGUUUCCUGGUUCCAUUUCUCUAGGUUUCGAAGGAAGAGGAGGAGACAUUUAUCGCAGCUGGAAUCGAUUUGAAAGAGAGAGAGAUGAUCCCAUUUCGCUGGGUUUUGAGUGCGAAGAUGAGCAUAUGACAGCCGAUUUUGAUUGGAGAACAUUCAUAGCUAGAAGGCUUCUGUGAUUAUAUUUCUUCAUAUCAUGGCGUCGUGAUAGAGCGUGAUUCAUUUUCUCAGGGUUUCAAAGAAGCAGGAGGUGCGUGCCACAGGUCUGAGAGAGAGAGCGAAAAGAGAGAGAUAAAGGGAGAGAAUGGUUCAGUCGGCGGCGGCGGCUGGGUGCCAGGUGAGAUGUGCAGGGUGCAGGGGCAUCCUGAAUGUGGCGGCUGGAAUGACUGAAUUCUGCUGCCCCAAUUGUCAGCUUCCCCAAAUGCUUCCUCCAGAGCUCAGGGGAGUCGCUGCCAAGGGCAUUGACCCCACGAAGAUCCAGCUGCCCUGUGCCCGCUGCAGUGCCCUCCUCAAUGUGCCCCAUGGCCUCUCCAAGUUCACCUGCCCCCAGUGUGGUGUUGACCUUGCUGUCGACCUCCCAAAGCUUCAAAACUACCUUCUCUCCUCCUCUUCCUCCUCAAUCUCCCCAUUCCAUCAACCCCCACCACCGCCACCGCCCCCCGAAGAGAUCAAUGAGGUGGCUGUGGAUGUUGAAAGAGAAGAAGAUGAAGGUGGGAUGGUUGGAGAGACAUUUACUGACUAUAGACCUUCCAAAAUAUCUAUAGGCGGCCCUCAUCCAGAUGCAGUAGUGGAAACUUCUUCCUUGGCAGCAGUGCAGCCUCCAGAACCAAGUUACGACCUAAGACUCAAGGACGAAAUCGAGAAAUCAAAAGCAUUAUCCUGUUUACAGAUUGAGACAAUAGUCUAUGCCUGUCAGAGGCAUCUUCAUCACCUCUUAAAUGAUACGAGAGCAGGAUUCUUCAUGGGUGAUGGGGCUGGUGUAGGUAAAGGUCGGACUAUUGCCGGGCUCAUAUGGGAAAAUUGGCAUCUUGGAAGACAUAAGGCACUAUGGAUCUCCGUUGGUUCUGACCUCAAGUUUGAUGCACGAAGAGAUUUGGAUGAUGUGGGUGCCUCUUGUGUUGAAGUACAUGCCUUAAACAAGCUGCCAUACUCGAAGCUCGAGUCGAAGUCAGUUGGCAUCAAGCAGGGAGUUAUAUUCUCCACGUACAGUAGCCUAAUAGCGUCUUCUGAAAGGGGUCGUUCUCGUCUGCAGCAAUUAAUACAAUGGUGCGGUCCAGAAUUUGAUGGACUUCUGGUUUUUGAUGAGUGCCACAAAGCCAAAAAUCUGAUUCCUGAGACUGGAGGACAAGCAACUCGAACUGGUGAAGCAGUUCUUGAAAUUCAGGACCGGUUACCACAAGCUCGUGUGGUUUACUGCUCUGCGACCGGAGCGUCAGAGCCUCGCAAUAUGGGGUACAUGGUACGACUCGGACUUUGGGGAGCGGGAACAUGUUUUCCUCAUUUCCAAGCUUUUCUAGGGGCUCUUGAGAAAAGGGGCAUUGGUGCACUGGAGCUUGUUGCGAUGGACAUGAAGGCCAGGGGAAUGUAUGUGUGUCGGACUUUAAGCUUUCAAGGAGCAGAGUUUGAAGUAAUUGAAGCCCUGCUAGAAGCAAAAAUGACGGAUAUUUACCAAAAAGCAGCUGAAUUUUGGGCAGAGUUACGUGUUGAAUUAUUGACAGCAACUGCAUAUCUUUCUGAUGAUAAACCUAAUCCAAGUCAAAUUUGGCGUUUGUAUUGGGCAAGUCAUCAGCGUUUCUUCAGACAUAUGUGCAUGUCAGCAAAAGUCCCUGCUGCUGUGAGGCUUGCCAAACAAGCACUUGCAGAGGGCAAAUGUGUCGUGAUAGGUCUUCAAAGUACUGGUGAGGCUCGCACAGAGGAAGCAGUUACGAAAUAUGGUCUUGAGUUGGAUGAUUUUGUCUCUGGUCCUCGAGAAUUGUUGAUUAAACUUGUUGAAGAAAACUACCCUUUACCUACAAAACCUGAAUCUUUUACUGGAGAAGAAAGUGUUAGAGAACUUCAACGGAAACGCCAUUCAGCAUCCCCUGGUGUUUCUUUCAAAGGAAGGGUGAGGAAGAUUGCAAAAUGGAAAGUGGCAUCUGAUGAGAGUGGAAGUGAUUCUCCAAUUGAAUCUGAUCAUGGAUCUUCUGAGUCUGAUGAGGAGUUUCAAAUUUGUGAUAUAUGUGUUAUGGAAGAGGAAAAGAAGAAGUUGCUUCGUUGUUCAUGCUGUGGGAAACUCUUUCAUCCUAAUUGUUUUGUUCCUCCUUUGCUGGAUGUAGUCCCUGAGAAUUGGUCAUGUGUUUCUUGUAAGGAAGAAACUGAUGAGUAUGUACAAGCACGUCAGGCAUAUUUGGCAGAACUACACAAGAGGUAUGAAGCUGCAAUUGAGCGCAAAUCGACAAUUUUGGAGAUUGUUCGUUCCAUGGAUCUUCCAAACAACCCCUUGGAUGAUAUAAUUGAUCAGCUCGGAGGUCCUGAUAAUGUUGCAGAGAUGACAGGCAGACGUGGUAUGCUAGUAAGGGCUUCAACAGGAAAAGGUGUUGUUUACCAGACACGAAACACAAAGGAAAUCGCAAUGGAAAUGGUGAACAUGCACGAGAAGCAACUUUUCAUGGAUGGUAAAAAGUUGGUUGCAAUAAUAUCUGAAGCUGGAUCUGCUGGGGUCUCUUUGCAAGCAGAUAGGCGAGCCAUAAACCAAAAAAGAAGGGUCCAUCUGACACUUGAACUUCCUUGGAGUGCUGACCGAGCAAUUCAACAGCUUGGAAGAACGCACCGGUCAAAUCAAGCUUGUGCACCUGAAUACAGGCUUCUUAUCACAAAUUUAGGAGGUGAACGGCGUUUUGCAUCUAUUGUGGCUAAGAGAUUAGAGACUCUUGGAGCUCUAACACAAGGGGAUCGCAGGGCAGGGCCGUCGUUGAGUGCAUUCAAUUAUGACAGCAACUUUGGUAAAAGGGCUCUUAGUAUGCUAUAUAAGGCUAUAAUGGAGCAGACUGAGCUGCCUGUUGUACCACCAGGCUGUUUGCGUGAAAAGCCAGAGGCAGUCAGAGAGUUCCUUACCCAGGCAAAAGCUGCUCUAGUAUCGGUGGGAAUAAUCAGGGAUUCGGUACUUGUCAAUGGGAAAGACAAUGGAAGGAUCACAGGGCGCAUUGUUGAUUCUGACAUGCAUGACGUGGGGCGGUUUCUUAAUCGGCUUCUUGGAUUGCCUCCUGACAUCCAGAAUAGGCUUUUUGAAUUCUUUACCAGCAUUCUUGACCUUUUGAUUCAAGAUGCUCGUAAAGAAGGACAGUUGGACUCAGGAAUUGUUGAUAUCAAAGCAAAUGUUAUCGAAAUGCAAGGAUCACCAAAAACAGUUCAUGUGGAUCCUACUUCUGGUGCAUCUACUGUGCUAUUGACAUUUACUGUUGAUCGUGGGAUCACUUGGGAGGCUGCAAGUGACCUACUUGAAUGUAACAAGAAGGAUGGGGUUGGCCAUCAGAAUGAUGGAUUUUACGAGUCCAAGAGGGAAUGGAUGGGAAGAAGACACUAUCUACUAGCAUUUGAAUGUAAUAGAUCUUCCCCAAGAAUGUUUAAGGUGUUCCGACCUGCAAGUGGGGAAGCGUUAAGGGAAAUGCCUUUCCCAGAGCUCCAGAGUAAGUAUCGACUGUUAUCGUCACUUGAGAAGGCCUGUAAAGGCUGGAAUGAAGAAUAUGAGGCCUCAUCAAAGCAGUGUAUGCAUGGGCCAAAAUGUAAAGUUGGAAGAUUAUGUUCUGUUGGCAAAAGAUUACAGGAAGUUAACAUUCUUGGAGGACUUAUUUUACCUCUUUGGGGCACAAUAGAGGAGGCUCUAUCAAAACAGGUUCGGCAAAGCCAUACGCGACUACGUGUGGUGCGUCUAGAGACUACUGAGGAUAAUCGAAGAGUUGUGGGCCUUCUCAUUCCAAAUGCAGCAGUUCAUUCAGUACUUGAAGAUCUAUCUUGGGAUGCAGACGAAGACAGUUGAGUGAAAGAAGAAAUGAAAAGCAUGGGCAGGCCUUCCUGAUUUUGACAUGUCUUAGCACGCCACCAUGUCUGUGCUUUUUGAUACAUCUAUAACACCAGCGCUUUAGCAGAAGUUUCACUUGGCUUGGCAGUCCAUGAAUACAGCAUCUCCAAUGUUUACGGGGAGUAGAAAAUACAGAGCUUCUGAUAGCAGAAGCCUGUCUCUCUAUUAUAUAUAUAUAUAUAAUUUGAUGCACUGUAAUUGUAAUUUUGUUGAUAUAUAUUUCUAUUAAAAGUUUUUGCAUUUCA